GGCUUAGCGAGGACGAGGCAAAAACGUAGCUCCUCGUCUUCCUCGCCUCAACCGGCGAGAGGGGAUUUAAAGCGUUUCCCCAAAUCACCGGACAGCUAACGCUCCAUCCUGUCCGGUUGCAAGGAGUGCCCGCGAAUUUACCGAUAUUCGUCCGAGAUUUUCGGCUCAGUUUGCUUGGAAUUCGCGACCGUUUCCAGUAGAUUCGGGACACGCGGAAGGAUUUUUAAAUUUCUUUACUGCGAGCGAUCAUUGAAAAAAUGCAAGUGCUUGUCUGAUCGAAAUGACUAAAAGUGAAAGUGAAAUCAGAAAAAAAUGUGUGAAGUUGUGAAGUGAUAUCCGUAAGUGAAAAGGUGGUAGUAAUUUGAUCAAUAAAUUUUCUGUGGAAGACAAAAAAAGUUAAGAGAAGAUAGAAGAAAAAUAUAUAAGAAGAAAUCAUCUAAAUACUAAAAGUUCCUUGUUGAAGAACUUGUAAGUAAGAAAUAAGUACUUUCAAGUUCAAGGGUGAUGCAGGGAAGACUUGUUCCAGAAGUUUAAUUUACGUAGAGCAGUUAAUUGAAUUAAAGAAGAUGGAGGAGACGACGACAGAAAAUGCGUUGCCAAUGACGGGACAAUCCACAGUUCUUUUACUAUCGAAAGUUGGGGCCAUGUUGGGUUUAGGAUUUGGCUCACUAAUUUUAGGCAUGUUACCACUUAUUGUUGGACGCUGCAGAAUGAGGAAGCAGGACGGACGUCGUGGGAUAACAAGCGAUUCAAGUAAUUCAACAAAUGCAUCCUCGACAAGUGUUGAUUCGCACUCACACUCGUCACAAGGUCUCCUAACAUCUCUACUACUCUGCUUUGGUGGUGGAGUCCUCCUCUUCACGACCUUCCUCCACCUGGCACCGGAAGUCCGUCAGAGCGUCGAAAGACACCAAGCCAAUGGUCAACUGGUCACCCUCGGCACCUUGAGCCUCGCCGAACUUCUCUUCUGUGGAGGCUUCUUCUUCGUCUACCUGGUUGAAGAAACCGUCCAUGCGGCUCUGACAAACAAACCAGAAUCUGGUGAAACUCUACUCUACCGAACCGUUUCCGUUCGAAGGUGCAACAACAACAAUAACAAUAAUAACAACAACCAAGGAGGCACAUCAACAACAACUCCUACCGCUACUAGAGCUUGGAAAACCGGACAUUGCAAUGAAGACAAAGACAAGAUCAAAAAAGGAUCCAAAGAGAGAUUCAAGGAUCCAGAGUUACACAAGAGGGAUAGGCUUCCUGCGAUUUUCCUACUUUCCUCAUCGGACGUACCAGUCGAGGCUGAAAGUGUGAAAUAUGACAUUGAGUCUCUUUCGAAGGAGAGCAAAAACCCCCAUAAGGCGGAGAAUUCCGUUCGAGGAUUGCUGACAGUUCUUGCCUUGUCCUUCCAUGCGAUCUUCGAGGGUCUCGCCGUUGGUCUAGAGCCAUCCUUGAAUUCGGUCGUUUACCUAGCAGCUGCCAUUGCCACUCACAAACUGGUGAUCGCCUUCUGCGUAGGCAUGGAGCUCUAUGUGGCAGGUACUUCCAGUAAAACUAUUCUUGGGUAUCUGUCGGUUUUCUCCAUGGUCACGCCACUGGGGAUUAUGGCUGGUAUGGCCUUGGGCCACUUCAAGAACGACAGUGAAAACCUGGGACCAGUACCAACCAUCCUCCAGGGCAUGGCAGCCGGCACGCUACUAUAUGUGGUGUUCUUCGAAGUUCUCGCCAGGGAGAGAGCUAAUGAAAAAAGUGGACUUCUUCAGCUGGCUGCUAUCCUCCUCGGAUUCAUGCUCAUGCUGGGACUUCAAAUCGCGACUGCUCACUCACACUCACAUGGUCACUCACAUGGUCAAGAAAACCAUGAAGAGCAUCCAGGGGACGUAGGUCACAGUCAUGAUCAUGAGCACGAGGGCGAAGAGCAGCAUUACGCGAUUGGAGGCGCCAUCGACAGGGUAACGGACUCAUUAGUGGAUGUCGUAUCUCAAGCCUUGUCUUCCACAACGACCCCAUCAUCAACUUCCAUAAGCAGCAUGAAAAGGAUUCUGGAAUCGAGCACGAAAGCUGGUUCCACCACGUAAAAACAAGUCACCAAAGUGAAAAUUUCAAAGACUUAAUCUUCUUCAAAAUCACUCCUUACACCUGUGCUUUCAACAGGAAGGAGGAUGUCGGUCAACAUUUCCAAGUUGUGAUUGAGACUAUUAGUGAUAAUGAUAAUUGCUGAAAACAGAAAUUUACAGCUGGAAUCUACGAAUUAGUUUUUCUUUAACAGAGACGAACACAGACUAGAUUAUUUAGGAAAAAAUAGAGUCUGAAGUUGCAUUUCAAAUUGGAACAUUCACAAGGGGAACCUACAAGGUUCUGAAGUUUUUUUAUUUGUAAUCGUCCCAGUAAUUAGUCAUUACUAAAAUUGUAAUAGCCCAGUGGGCUAUUAAAGUUGCCCUAUAAACGUUUUGUGACCUUUUAAAUCCAUGAAAAGAUCCAAAGGAUGUAAAGCGAUGCGAGAGUCUUUCCUUGCUGCCGAUGCGAGUCUUUCCUUGCUGCCGGCAGGAAAUGACAGUCACAUCAACUAAACUUGUAAUAGGGUAAAGUUCUUACUUUAACCUGUUUAGUUUAUAGUUAGCCUUUAAACUUUCUCUAAUCUUAUUAGAUGCGCUUUUCAGCCAUUUAAAAAAAAAACGGUUAAAAAGAAUCCGAAUACGUUCCCGGUAAGAAGGCUUGCAUUAAAAAGUAUUAAAAAUUUUGAAUCCAUAUGAAUGCCUUUUCCGUCUUUCGUUUUUUUUUAAUCCUGGUUAGGCAGCUAAAAUAACAAGAUUUUAAUUCCUUUCAAAGCCGAUCAAAGCUGCCAAACUUAAAAUUAAUGAAAAACACAAUCUUCAUUUGAAUCAUUAUAAAGUCCUCCAAACGUAUGCAAUUUGAAAAAUCGAUUAGGAUUGUGCACAAAAAUACAUAUCUUUAUCGUAAAAGGUUAGCUUUGUUCAAAUAUUAUCAAUUACAAAAAUAUAAGAUAAUAGUAAAAAAAUCAAAAGAUUAUUUUUCACCACAGCCUUCUGUGUGGAAAUUAAUCCUGAUAUCAUAAAAUGUUUGAUGCUAUAUUUUAAAAACCUUUUUACCUCGCUAUUAUUCGAAAAACAGUAAAUAAAAGUAGUGAAAUGUGCUAAGUUAAAAGGGAUUGUAAAUUUUAUAUUUAUUGGUUGCUUUGUGUCAUUCAAAAGUAUUCAGAAAAAUAUUGUCGCUGGGCAAAGGAAGGGAUUAACCUUUAAAAGAUAACUUCCACUGCCGUGAAGAUUUAAAAUUGUAGGACAAAAAGGUAAUCCAGAAGUAUUCAAUAUUUAUAACAUUACCACUGGAUGCCUGAAAUUUUCCAAUACUUUUUAAUGCAAUCCUUCUUAUCGGGAUACACGGAAAGCGAUGCGAGAGUCUUUUCUUGCUGCCGACAAGGAAAGAGACUCGCAUCCACAAAACUUGCAAUAGGCUAAAGUAAUAAGUUGCGCUUUGUAGCAAUUCUUGAGAAAAAUGGUUUUGAAAAAUCCACGUAAGUUACACGAAACGCGCUGCGAGAGUCUUUCCUUGCUGCCGGCAAACAAAGAUACUCGCAUCAACCACUCUGAAAAAAAUUGAUCUUGUCUGUUUGGUCUUGAACCACAUGAAUAUAUAUUUUUUAUAGACUUAUUAUUUGUCAGGAAGAUUAGGCGAUGUUUGUCACAAAAAGAUAAUGUUUGCUGCAAAAGAUUAUUUUUCAGACAAAUGAUCCUCUCAAUUUGUAAUGUAAGAGCACAUUCCAUUAUUGCCAAGAGACAUUUGUUUGACAGAAACGGACAUUUCUCUGAGUGACCAAACUUGCAAUAGGCUAAAGUAAUAAUUUGCGCAUUUCAGUCAUUCUAGAAAGAGAGUCUUUCCUUGCUGCCGGCAAGGAAAGACACUCGCAUCAACGAAACUUGUAAUAGCAUCAAAUAAUAAGUUGUGCUUGCUGCCGGCAAGGAAAGGCACUUCCAACAACCAAAAUUAUAAUAGGCUAAAGUAAUAAGAUGCGCUUUUCAGCAAUUCUUGAGAAAAAUGGUUUUAAAAAAUUCACGCAGGUUCCAUGGCACGCUAUGCGAGAGUCUUUUUUUGCUGCCAGUAAGGAAAGACAUUCGCAUCAACUACUCAGAGAAAAAGUUGUCUUGAAACAAAAGCAUUUGUCUGUUUUUUUGUAGACAUAGGAAAAGCCUUUUAAUCUUAAAUUUGAAAGGACAUUCCAUUUGUGUCAAGAAAAAUCUAUUUGACACAAAAAAAAAACAUUUCUCCGAGUGAAAAAAC
Molecule: messenger RNA, 4287 nt
Organism: Belonocnema kinseyi
Lineage: Eukaryota; Metazoa; Arthropoda; Insecta; Hymenoptera; Cynipidae
Product: zinc transporter ZIP1-like
Exons: 5
Coding region: 567-2069 (500 amino acids)
Biological process (GO): zinc ion transmembrane transport
Cellular component (GO): plasma membrane
Molecular function (GO): zinc ion transmembrane transporter activity
Source: RefSeq, a predicted model, not a curated record